Messenger RNA from Xenopus tropicalis (tropical clawed frog), 3473 nucleotides. RefSeq names its product homeobox D9 (gene hoxd9). Gene Ontology annotation, biological process: DNA-templated transcription; regulation of DNA-templated transcription. Gene Ontology annotation, molecular function: DNA binding; DNA-binding transcription factor activity, RNA polymerase II-specific. The record is from RefSeq and is a predicted model, not a curated record. The transcript is spliced from 2 exons. Gene Ontology annotation, cellular component: nucleus. The coding region runs from base 973 to 1809 and encodes 278 amino acids. Lineage: Eukaryota; Metazoa; Chordata; Amphibia; Anura; Pipidae.
AUAUAUAUAAUAAUGUUUAUAUAUUAAUAGUCUAUGUGUAUAUGCGUGGAAAAAAACUAUGUGUAUACACACCCCUGCAAUAUAUAAGCGUGUUUCUAAUGGCUAGAAUGAAUACACACACACACACACCCAGCUAAGUGCAGUAAAUACACAAAGAGACACGGUGGAAUUGAACACAAUGGACUCACACUGCCCCUGUUGAUUCUAAGAAGAACAGAGUUCAGCUACAGAUUCGGUUUAGUGGAGGGUUUAAUGUUGUCUCAGUCUAUUUUACUAUAGCACAUAUUAAUGUAUAAUCAAAUGCACCUCAUAAAAUGUUUAUUGAAAGCCAUUAAAAAGCCUGAUAGUUCUCCUCCACCUGUUUGGGAAGGGAGAAGGGGCUUUUGCGCCCGGGCAAGCCUGCCCUGUGUAAGUGAAUAGCAGCAGCACGUUGCCCCUUCCCAAGGCGCUGCCUUCUCUCACAUGUCACUGGGGCUCCCUGGAUUCUUGUUCGAGCCUAGUAAAACAAGUUUUAUUUUCUCAGGUCAAUAAUCGGAACAUGCCCCUCUCUGGUGCUGCCAUGUGGGUGCCUACGGUUUAAAGGGUAAUUAAACAAAUUCGGCAAAGUGAUUAAAAAUGAAUGGCAGGCAGGGCUGAAAGGGAUGGCAAGAAAUAGUCCCUAUUAAGUGCUGCUUUACAUUUUUACAAGGGCGCCGAGUCUUUGUGCGCAAAGGCGCAAUGUGCCCCCUGUCCCCUGUGCGCCUUUCCCUCUAUCUGUGCGCACUUCCACUUUGAUUCUUAAUUGUAUGUGUUUUUAAUCACAUCAGCCCCGUUAAGCGGAUUGAUUUACUCAGUAUUGGUAAAUAUGAUCACGUGGACUCCGCAACCAAUGGACGGAGGUUGCAGUCUGCAAAAUACUAUGAUUGUUCUCAGGGAGGGUAUUGCAUACAGUUAAGAGUGUAACCUUUUAUAUGAGGGAGAGGGGAGCCCAAAAUGUCGUCAAGUGGGACCAUAAGUAACUAUUAUGUGGAUUCUCUCAUAGGACAUGAGGGCGAGGAGGGCUACGGGGCCAGGUUUUCCCAGGCGGGUCAGAACACGACCCCUAGGCCAUCAGGUGACGGGGACACUUCAGAUUUCCAUUCCUGUAGCUUUGCUUCCAAAUCCGGCGUCUUCCCCACGUCCUGGACAACGGUUCAGCCUCAGCCUGCCGCAGGGAUGACAGGGAUCUACCACCCGUACGUGGGCCAGUCGCACCUUGCAGCAGACAGCGGCAGAUACACGGUGCGCUCCUGGCUGGAUCCCAUCUCCAGCGCUGCGCCCUCCUUCUCUGGAUUCCCCGCUAACGGGCGCAACUACGGCAUCAAACCUGAGAGCGCUGCAAAGAGGACAGAAUGCUCAUCGUUUGGCCCCCAGGCACUGACUCUGCCCGAAUACACAUGCAAUUCCUUCCCAGAAAGCACAGAGAAGCCCCCGGCCAAGGAGCCUGCAGCACCCAGCGAGGAGCCCAACAGCACUGAACUCAAGGAGGAGAAGGAGCAGCAGCAACAGCAGCAACAACAGCAGCAGCAACAGCAGCAACUUGACCCAAAUAACCCUGCAGCCAACUGGAUCCAUGCUCGUUCCACCAGGAAAAAGCGCUGCCCUUACACCAAAUACCAAACUUUGGAACUGGAAAAGGAAUUUCUCUUCAAUAUGUACCUCACCCGGGACCGCCGCUACGAGGUGGCCAGGAUAUUAAAUCUCACCGAGAGGCAGGUUAAAAUCUGGUUCCAGAACAGGAGAAUGAAGAUGAAGAAAAUGAACAAGGAGAAGGGGAAUAAGGACCUCUAACCCAUUGGGGAAUGCACUGAUUUCCUUGUGUAAAAACUUGGAGCAGUUAAAUAUAAAUAUAUAUAUAUAACGGUCUUUUUUUCCGCAGUAGAUGUAAAUGUGUAAUUGUAUGUGGAUUUUUUUGUUCUCAAAACUCCGUUUACUGUCAGUGCGCAUCGAAAGAUGCAACAUUUUUUUUAUUUGUUCAUUUUUAUUUUUUAAUUUUGUUUUAUUUUUUUUUUUUACAAUUUACUGUGAUUGCACGUUAGGUCAUACAGGUAGGUAUUGCCGUUUUGUUCUAAGUUUUUAUACAUCGGAUUGUUGUAGGAUAGGAGAUUUAAGUACCUGGCAAAGUUAGGCGGUGCACAUAGCAAUGCGUGGGCAUUAGGGCCACGAUUAAUUAAACAAAUGCUCACAUUAGGAAACUAGGCGCAGGGUAUUUUCAACAUAUUUACACAUAAAUAGGAACCUAUAAUCUGCAUGGGCUGCCUCAGAUCGAUUCUUUUUCUCCGUGUCUUGAAAUAAAGUGCAUAUUUACCUCUGGAAAUAUAGGAAAGGCCUAGGUUUAGAUGGCAAGGCUAGUUAUUUAUUUACUUUUUUUUAACCAGAUUUUACAAAUUCAGCUUGGUUUGUACUGAAUUAAACAUGGUGUGGAAUCUGGUUCGUAUUUUUGUGUUUUUUUUUUGUGGAUGAGAAAGUGAAUCAGAUUGUUUGAAGGCAGAGGGGUGUUAUUAGGUAAAUACCCAGUGCAGAUCGCAUUUGUUUAUCCUAUGUACAAAAAUGAAAUUCGUUGGUGUAUUAGAAACAGCACAGUUUUGGGGUAUAAUCUGCGGAUUUUAGGGGCGAAUUGUCAGUAUAAUCUGAAGCAUUUCGAUAAUCGUGCACUGAAAGUAACAACAACUCGUUUCUUUCAUGAUUACUAUAACCAGUGAGGCAUUCACCGAGUUACACUGGAUUAUACAAUUCUCUGGCCAAAUGUUCUCAUGUGAAUCAGGUAUCAUUGUGGGUCUGUGUUUUAGAAGUUCCUUGAAUUUCCAUCUCUCUUUCAACGAUACUCGCCCAAAGUUCACUGAACACUAAUAUAUAUUUUUAAUUUAAAUGAAAGCACUGAAAAUGGUUUUAUGUGUGUGUAUUAUUGUGGUUUGCUAUGUACAAGUGACACCCUUAGGAAUGGACAGUCUGUUGGCUGUAAUAAGGAGGAAACGAAAUAGUUCCAGCAUCUGUGCUUGGGAAGAAUAAGAGUUUUUCUUAGCAUUUGGGACCCCCUCAUUGUCUUAUAAUUCUUUUAAAACAGGAAGAAGCUCGGUGCAAUAAAGCCAUUUGGAUGGCUAGACGUCUGGACUUAAUGGUUUUACGAUGUACCAUUGCGUUUUUUCUUUGAAACCAGUUUAUUUUGAUGUUUGUCUCAGCUGACAACAAAAUUCUGAAAACUUGGACUAUGUUUACGGUCGGCCUUUUAAAUGCCCAGACUGGGAAAAUAAUCUGUAAAGUAUAUUACAAAAAAUAUUCUCUACUGUUAUGGAUCGGCCUUCCAAUUUUAACAGAGAAAAUACUGAAAUAAAGAGACAAUUUUUUUUUUCUAAAAUGGAUUAACUAAAUUUUUUAAUUAGAUCAACUUGUGCUUGGUCUUUAAAUAUUUUAAUGGAGUAGUGCGUAAAACGAAAAUAAAGUGUCUGUGAUUGUGA